CCUUGCUCUCCCACCCCUUUCAUCCGCCUCCUCCCCCUUCCUCCCCCCGCUCACCAUAGUGAUGAAACCAACGGCAACGCCAGUCACCACCAGGUCCCUCUUCUCACUGCAGCUCGUCAGUCUCUACCGCAUCCUCUCCCUCCCUUCACCUCCCGCUCGCCAUCCGGAGGCUUCCUCCGCUGUAAAGAGAAGUUUCCGCCAGAGUGGUCGAGGUCGUCGCCAGUUGCUCGCAGACGAUAUCUAGCGCUCAGUUUUACAACCUUGCCUCCUCAUUACCCCCGUCUCUUCUCCCUCCUUCCCUCUUUUCCUUCUCCUUCCUCCAUCCCUUCGCUUCUUCCCUCCUCCUCUCCCCUCC
Messenger RNA from Guillardia theta CCMP2712, 355 nucleotides. RefSeq lists its product as hypothetical. The record is from RefSeq and is a predicted model, not a curated record. NCBI's taxonomy places the organism in Eukaryota, Cryptophyceae, Pyrenomonadales, Geminigeraceae. The transcript has a single exon. The coding region runs from base 62 to 244 and encodes 60 amino acids.